AUUGAGAAUAUUACGGAUCGGCCAUUAAUGUAGAAAAUUGAAUUGGAUUUCGGACUUCCGUAGAUGAGAAUCCCUCGGCCUCACUCCGUCGAAGGAACACAGGCGUAAGUCUCGGCGAGGUCUGGCAUUGUUUUCCGAGAGAGAGAGAGAGAGAGAGAGAGAGAGAGAGAGAGAGAGAGAGAGAGCUUUGGGGUACUACUGAGUCGAACUCGGAAUGGAACUCGGGAUUUGGAGUGAGUCGAGAAUAUGGAGAGAGGUUUCGGUCCAUUGAUCCAACUGCAAGGUACUUCCCAUCCGGGCGAAAGUUUUGAUACAAUUCCAUUUCGAUUUAACAUUGGCAACCUGGUAAACUAUAUUUCAGCACUCGCAAGUGCAAGAUUGUUGGUGUUAAGAAAAACAUAGAAGUCGUACAGGGUGCCGAUGUUUACCCUGCGUCUCAACAGAUGCUUAUUCAUCAAGGGAAAGUUCUCAAGGAUAUGACUACUCUUGAAGAAAAUGCAGUUGCGGAGAACAGUUUUAUAGUCAUCAUGUUGACUAAGACAAAGGCAGCACCAAGCGGGGCCUCAAGUGCAUCAGGGGGAGUCGUAAGCCAGGCCCAACCUGUUAGUGCGCCUACUCCAAUAUCAACAACACCGUCUACAACAACUUCUCAGAUUCCUGCCUCAGCUGCGGCACAGUGAGUGCUUUUUCCUUCCUUAAUUGAUAGUGUGACUAUUUACAUUUAAAAUUAGGUCCUUAAGGCAUAUGUAAUUC
Messenger RNA from Cannabis sativa, 753 nucleotides. RefSeq names its product ubiquitin receptor RAD23d-like. Gene Ontology annotation, cellular component: nucleoplasm; cytosol. Bases 444 to 680 code for a protein of 78 amino acids. Lineage: Eukaryota; Viridiplantae; Streptophyta; Magnoliopsida; Rosales; Cannabaceae. Gene Ontology annotation, molecular function: polyubiquitin modification-dependent protein binding; proteasome binding; ubiquitin binding. The transcript is spliced from 4 exons. The record is from RefSeq and is a predicted model, not a curated record. Gene Ontology annotation, biological process: proteasome-mediated ubiquitin-dependent protein catabolic process.